AUAAGGCUCGUCUAGAUUGUUUCAAACAAUCAGAAGAAUUCAAAGCAAGGGCUCACUAAUUCAUUUUUGAAUAAGAUUAAUAUUUGUAACAAACAUCCAGUCAUUUUAAUAGUAGCAUUCCUGUUAUGAAAUAUUACUUUAUUUGAUAAUCCGUUAAGAUUGACAUCCAAGUAUAAGUAACUUAUGAUGAACUCAAAAAGAUGAAGUAAACAAAUAUAAAUAACUUUAUAAGACCAAAAGAAUCGGAGGAGCCUUAUCAGAGAGAUUUUGGAAAGAUUGAGAAAAAAAAACAUUCCAGAUCUUCUUGGAUUUCUUUCAAAGAAUCCAUUAGAGAAUUUUAAAGCAAGAUAACAAAGUCUAAAUUAGAUGGUUAUAGUAGAACUAGCUUUUUAGCAUCCUUCUCUCCUGAUGGCAAUAUAUUAGCAUCUGAGUAAAGAUAAUUUUAAACUUUAAUUGAUGUUAAGAUAAGAGAAGCAUACUGAAUAUACAUAGCUACUAUAUCCAUCUAAUUUAGAUUUUUUUGUCGUUUUAUUAGUAGAGAUAUGAAAUUAAGUCUUUCAAUAAAGAAAGUUGAGAUGUAC
Molecule: messenger RNA, 581 nt
Organism: Paramecium sonneborni
Lineage: Eukaryota; Ciliophora; Oligohymenophorea; Peniculida; Parameciidae
Source: the annotation of a GenBank genome assembly